Messenger RNA from Plenodomus lingam JN3, 588 nucleotides. RefSeq lists its product as uncharacterized. The record is from RefSeq and is a predicted model, not a curated record. Gene Ontology annotation, cellular component: mitochondrion. Lineage: Eukaryota; Fungi; Ascomycota; Dothideomycetes; Pleosporales; Leptosphaeriaceae. Gene Ontology annotation, molecular function: 3'-5'-RNA exonuclease activity; nucleic acid binding.
AUGGCGUCGGUGUCAAAGGCCCCCCUGGUCUGGAUAGACUGCGAAAUGACCGGCCUGGACACGGAUAAUGACACCAUCAUGUCUCUGGCUGUCUUCGUCACAGAUGCAGACCUCAAUCUCCUCGACGAAGAAGGCUAUGAGGCCAUUAUCCAUCACAGCAAAGAGCAGCUCGAUCGCAUGGGCGAGUGGUGUGUUCGCCACCACGGCCAAUCAGGACUGACGCAAUCCUGCAUCGACUCGACAACAACCGCAGAAGAAGCCGCAGAAGGCUUGCUUUCUUAUAUCAAGAAGUAUGUGCCUGAGCGUCGUACCGGGCUUCUUUCGGGAAAUUCGGUCCAUGCAGAUAAAUCAUUUCUUGUCCUACCACCCUACAGAAUUGUAAUGGAUCACCUCCACUACCGGAUUCUGGAUGUCAGUAGUAUCAAAGAGGCCGCCCGGAGAUGGGCACCCAAAGAUAUUCUCAAGAAGAUCCCCAGAAAGCAAAUGCUACACGAAGCGCGUGCAGAUAUUCUGGAGAGUAUCGAAGAAGCACGAUACUACCGCAACGUAUUCUUUCUGAACCCUAUGAAUACAACAGAGCAGAAAUAG